Molecule: messenger RNA, 1422 nt
Organism: Pseudocercospora fijiensis CIRAD86
Lineage: Eukaryota; Fungi; Ascomycota; Dothideomycetes; Mycosphaerellales; Mycosphaerellaceae
Exons: 2
Coding region: 1-1422 (473 amino acids)
Molecular function (GO): aldehyde dehydrogenase (NAD+) activity
Source: RefSeq, a predicted model, not a curated record
AUGUCUCCCGGAAAGAUUUCUACCAUCAAGUGGGAUGAGUUCGCUAACUGGAUCGAUGGAAAGCCAAGAGGCAGCAAGGACCAUCACUAUGGCAUUGAUCCAUGCACUGGCGAGAAGCUCUGGCCUGUGCCAAUUGGUGGCCAGAAAGACGUCGAUGAUGCUGUAGCAUCCGCGAAGAGGGCAUUUGAGACGUACAAGAACACAACUCUUGCUGAGAGGAAAGAGCUCCUCCAGAAGUUCAAGAAUGCUCUCCUUGCACACGCCGAAGAGAUGACUGAGUUGCUCUGCGCCGAGACUGGCAAGCCGAUGGAGACUUACGGUGUUGCUGGCUGGUUCGACCACCACUGCUCUCUCGAUAUCCCAGAGGAGGUCUUUGAGGACGACGAGAAGACCAUCACCACUCGAUACACUCCUCUCGGUGUUGUUGGUGCCAUUUGCCCAUGGAACUUCCCAAUCAUUCUCUCAGCCGGCAAGAUCGUGCCAGCUCUUCUGACCGGCAACACCAUCAUCGUCAAGCCAUCUCCAUUCACCCCAUACACCACCCUCAAGCUCGUCGAGAUCGCCCAAGACAUCUUCCCACCCGGCGUCGUCCAAGCCAUCGGCGGUGACGACUACCUCGGACCAAUGCUCACCGCCAGCCCAGACAUUGCCAAGAUCUCCUUCACCGGCUCCAUCGCAACCGGCAAGAAAAUCAUGGCCGCCUGCGCCAACACCCUCAAGCGCGUCACCCUCGAGCUCGGCGGCAACGACGCCUCCAUCGUCCUCCCCGACGUCGACAUCAAAAAGGUCGCCCCCGAACUCGUCAUGGGCGCCUUCCAAAACUCCGGCCAAGUCUGCGUCGCCACAAAGCGCAUCUACAUCCACCAAGACAUCUACACCGAGAUGGUCCAAGAGAUGGUCAACUUCACCAAAACCUUGACAGUCGGCGCCCCAUCCGAAGGAGCAUUCCUCGGCCCCGUGCAGAACAAAAUGCAAUACGAAAAAGUCUUGUCCUACUUCCAAGACACGAAAGAGCACGGGUACAAAUUCGCCGUGGGUCCCGAAGAAAUCACGCCGUCCAAGGGUUUCUUCGUGCAACCGACUAUCAUCGAUAACCCGCCCAACGACAGCAAGAUUAUUCAAGAAGAACCUUUUGGACCGAUUGUUCCGACCCAGCCUUGGGAGGAUGAGGAGGAAGUCAUCCGUCGGGCGAAUGCUAGCAAUGCUGGGUUGGGAGCUUGUGUUUGGGGGAAGGAUGUUAAGCGUGCGGAGGCUAUUGGCAAGAGACUUGAGGCUGGAUCUGUGUUUGUGAAUUCUUGGGAGAAGCCGACGCCUCAGGCGUUCUUUGGUGGACAUAAGGAGUCGGGUAUCGGUGGGGAGUGGGGUAAGGAGGGUCUCAAGGCUUAUUGCAAUGCUCAUGUCAUGCAUUCGUACAAGAUCUAG